AUGUUCCCAAAAUUUGCCCUUCUUUCUCUUUUCCUCACUGCCAUCACCGCACAGGCGCAGCUGGUCGGUACCUACCAGACGGAGACUCACCCCUCGCUCUCCUGGCAGAGGUGCACGAAGAACGGAGGCUGCCAGACCGUCUCUGGCAGCGUCGUCCUCGAUUCGAACUGGCGUUGGGUUCACACCAAGUCCGGUUACACCAACUGCUACACGGGCAACACUUGGGACAAGACCCUCUGCCCCGAUAACCAGUCCGCGCGACCAACUGUGCGCUCGAGGAACAACAGCAACGGCAAGAACAUCGGCUCUCGCGUUUACCUUAUGGCGAGCGAAUCGAGGUACCAAAUGUUCAAGGUCCUGAACCAGGAAUUCACCUUCGACGUCGAUGUUUCGCAGCUCCCAUGCGGCCUCAACGGCGCGCUCUACUUCUCUGCGAUGGAUGAGGAUGGUGGGAUGGCGAGGUUCUCCACCAACAAAGCGGGCGCGAAGUAUGGAACCGGCUACUGCGAUUCACAGUGCCCUCGAGACAUCAAAUUCAUAAAUGGAGAGGCGAAUGCGGACGGGUGGGAGCCCUCGUCGAACGAUUCCAACGCAGGAAACGGUGGAAACGGCAUUUGCUGUAACGAGAUGGACGUAUGGGAGGCCAAUUCUAUUUCCUCGGCGUACACACCGCACCCGUGCGACGGUACCCAGUCGACUCGAUGCAGCGGCACGGCUUGCGGCGGACAGAGCAACCGCUACGGCAGCAUCUGCGACCCCGACGGCUGCGACUUCAAUUCGUUCCGUAUGGGCGAUAAAUCUUUCUACGGCCCGGGGCUGAAGGUCAACACCAAUUCCAAGUUUACGGUAGUCACCCAAUUCAUUACCGACACCGGAACAGCCUCUGGCACGCUCAAGGAGAUUCGCCGCCUCUAUGUCCAAAACGGGAGGAUCAUCCAGAACUCCAAGGUCAAUGUUCCAGGAAUGGCGGAGCAGGAUUCCGUCACGACGCAGUUCUGCAACGAGGCCAAGGCAGCCUUCGGCGACCGCGACUCCUUCGGCCAGCACGGUGGGAUGAGCGGAAUGUCCAAGUCGAUGGCGGUAGGCAUGGUUCUUGUGCUCAGCGUCUGGGACGAUCACACUGCCAAUAUGCUUUGGCUCGACUCCAACUACCCCACCGACGCCGACCCAAACAAACCGGGUAUUGCUCGCGGAACGUGCGCGACGUCUUCCGGCGUACCCGCCGAGGUUGAAUCGUCGGCCGCUAACGCAAGGGUCAUCUAUUCCAACAUCAAGUUUGGCGACAUUGGAUCGACAUACAGUGGUACCGCUUAG
Molecule: messenger RNA, 1314 nt
Organism: Cyclocybe aegerita
Lineage: Eukaryota; Fungi; Basidiomycota; Agaricomycetes; Agaricales; Hemipholiotaceae
Source: the annotation of a GenBank genome assembly